Molecule: messenger RNA, 1908 nt
Organism: Saxophila tyrrhenica
Lineage: Eukaryota; Fungi; Ascomycota; Dothideomycetes; Mycosphaerellales; Extremaceae
Gene: SRP68
Product: signal recognition particle subunit srp68
Exons: 1
Coding region: 1-1908 (635 amino acids)
Biological process (GO): SRP-dependent cotranslational protein targeting to membrane
Cellular component (GO): signal recognition particle, endoplasmic reticulum targeting
Molecular function (GO): signal recognition particle binding; 7S RNA binding; endoplasmic reticulum signal sequence receptor activity
Source: RefSeq, a predicted model, not a curated record
AUGGACAUCACGGACUUCGUAUCCGCGCGGCGGGAGACGCUGCUCAUCGCCGAUUACAACACCUACCGGACGCAACUCUCGCGCCAGAUCCUGUCCACCCGAAAGCGCCUGGGACGAGCAACACCAAAACGAGAGAAAUUCGCUGCGAAAGCAGUGACAGCAGAGGACGUGGGCAGCAGUCAUGAGUUUGUCCAUUUGCUGCUGCUGACGGCGGAGAGGGCCUGGGCACAUGCUAUGCACAUCAAGACCUCGCACACCGAAGACGCGAGCGGGAAGGGCAUAACUGGCGCAACGAGACGGCAUGUCAUUUCGAGAUUGGCCAAGUCUGCGAAGACUGCUAGGAACCUACUGGAUCUUCUCAGAGAACAAAACGUUUCCAAAGCGAGCAGUCGAGAUGUGUUGGAAGGUAGGGCAUACGCUGCUUCUCUUGGCGGAGCGGAGGAGUUCGAGAAGGAGUCGGGCGGCGCACAGCAGGCUGGAGAGAAGCGGUGGCAUGAGUGUUUGAAGCAGUAUUCGGAAGCGAGGGUGAUCUAUGCUGCGUUACACGAGAAUGAGAAGAAGGAAGUGUUCCGGGAUAUCCUGGCCAACACCGUGGACCCAACGAUCAGAUACGCCGCCUAUCAAGCUCAUCUUUCUCGGACAAUUGCGAUACCUACUGUAGCCAAGCGUUUCUUUCCCAAGGACGACGCCCAACUUGUCAAGGCGGUUGAAACACUGGACCCGUACGCUCUGAAAGACAAGCCUAUACCGAAGACGGAAGAAGAGCAGCAGGCCUCACCGCAGGCUGUACCCAAUAGCGUGACUUGGAGAGGUAGAAAGGCAAACAUUGUCGAUGCAUCUAUAGGCCAAGCACUUGCUUCAGUCACCGCCGCAGAAGCUCGACUGAGAUCGUACUUGUCCUCCAACCCGUCCGCUGCCAAUCGAGACAAAGCAGCUGCCUACGAUGAGGUUCUUGUUGCGUCUCAAGACGCUGCUGAUGCCACAAAGCGUGCAAUCGAUGAGUUGGAGAAGGAAAGGGUCGAUGAGGGCGAUGCUCGGAUGCAGGAUCUGCGUGUCACGAGUUUAUCCGUCAACUACGACCUGGUAUCGUGGCGUGUCGGCAGGAACCGCGUGCUGGUGGGUGCUGAAGACGAUGGCAUGGCCUUUGAGCCUCAAGUACAGAAGAAACCAAAGCGAUUACGCAAGGACGGCACUGAAUAUCCGGACAAGGAGGAGGGACGGGGCCACAAAUUCAGCAGACUUCGGGAACGCAUCGUGCUCUACGAUGCCAGCAUACAGAGCGUCGAAUCUGUCAAGGAAUUGAGAGGUGCCAUGCGAGAUCAAACGUUCGUUGACGAGCUGGAGGCGAAGACCAACUACUUCCGCGCGCUCAAAUGCCUCAAUAUCUCAUACUCGCAUAGCCUCUUAAGCAACCACCUCAAUGCCCUGGCCUUGCUGAAGCGUGCUCAAGAUCUGCUGUCGACUCCCAGUCUCCCAGCGAAAUCUUCAUCUGGACAGGAUGAUGCACCACCGACCCUCGAUCUACCGCCUUCCGCAGCACAAAAGCUACAGCAACAUAUCACCUCAUUUCUUGCUCGCACGCAUGCUCUGGUAGAGCUGCACAGCCUUGAAUCAGCAUCCGCCAACACCGCAUCGAAGACGGCUGCUCAUGCCGCACCCUUGGUCCAGAACCUCAAUUCAUAUCCUGCUUCAGGCACGCAGGUAGACCUCACGAAUCUGGUCACCUACCCACCAAAGCUGGAGCCAGUACCAGUGAAGCCUCUAUUCCUGGACGUCGCUUGGAAUUACAUCGACUAUCCGGGACGGAAAGCGAAGCCAGCAGAGGCGCAGAAGCCGGCGGUCAAUGGUGUGCAGCAGACCCAGGCGGAGCCGCAGAAGAAGAAGGGGUGGUUUGGGUUUGGAAGAUGA